AAACAUAAAAAUAAAAAUGGGUGAUGAGAGUCAAGAGGAUGUGGAAGACCGUGAGCGCAUCUUCAAGCAUUGUGACACAAAUGGCGACGGGAAAGUAUCUUCCACGGAGCUUGGUGAGGCCCUCAAGGCACUCGGUUCAGUAUCAAUUGAAGAAGCUAAGCGGAUGAUGGCUGAGCUGGACACCGAUGGGGAUGGCUUCAUAUCAUUGGACGAGUUCACAGAGUUCGCAAAGGCCAACAGGGGCUUAAUUAGGGAUGUUGCCAAGAUUUUCUAGUCUUUCUUAUAUAUAUUUUGGUAAUGAACUUAUUAUUAUAUCAGGGUCAUCAAGUUAAUGUGUUAGAUGUUGAUACCAUGAAGGGAGUUUGUUAGUUUGGGAACAAUGGUAUUUUCUAAAAUAGUUUUACACUAUCGAUAUGUCCAGUUGUAAUAACAGUUAAUAAUGUUCAUAAAA
Salvia splendens (bonfire salvia) is the source of this 451-nucleotide messenger RNA. Its product is annotated as polcalcin Che a 3. Gene Ontology annotation, molecular function: calcium ion binding. The coding region runs from base 17 to 274 and encodes 85 amino acids. NCBI's taxonomy places the organism in Eukaryota, Viridiplantae, Streptophyta, Magnoliopsida, Lamiales, Lamiaceae. The record is from RefSeq and is a predicted model, not a curated record. The transcript has a single exon.